AUCAUAACGCCUUUAGCGCAUUUGCGAGUAUCGGCGGACAAGUAUGCCUUGUGUUUUGCAGCACUUCAGCUAUAGCGUCCCCGUCCUACUACUCAUUCCUGCUGCUGCGUUCUCCCCUUGCGCACCCCAACAGACCGGUAGGGGCAGAAUGUGGCUGCGAUGUUGGAAAGAGGAUAUAAACCGCCAUGAUACCUGCGUUCAUCCACGGAUGUCGCGGUACCUAGACCGAGGCUCGCCAAGACAGUGUUGACAUCCGGGACCGGGGUAUAGCCGCGACGGCCUUCGGCUUAGGGGUUAGCAACAUGCCCGCCUGCCUCGCUCAUAUAGGCUGCCAUUUCCCGAUGGCACUUCCUCGUGGGACAGCUCCCAGGGACCGGUAUUCGGGCCGUUUCCGCCGAAGAGCAUGUUAUGUUAGUAUGGGCCGAUUGUACCUGCGUACUUGCAUGCACAUGAAGCGUUUAGUUCUGGGUUGUGGUUGUGUCAGCAUAACCAGAUUUGGGAUCUUGGCAAUAACUAAGAAGGAACGCCGUAUGGCCACUCUCUUUGGAGAUGUAUUGUCACUCUGUUCAAGGAGUAGGGAUUGGGGGGGUUGGGGGCUGGGGGUGGUGCCAGACGACUCAGCUGAAAGCUUUUCAUAUGCCAAAUCGUGGUUGUCCAUGUUCGCGGAUCUCUCAAUUCAGUUAUUGGGACUAGAUAGGAGAAGUAAGAGGUAUGUUCAGUCUGGAAGUAAAGUGAGAAGAGCAAAAGACGCCUAGAGACAACCCUCGCACUUGUGUAAGACUAGAGACGGCACUGCGAGUGCCAUGAUUUGUUGGCAUCGCGGUACACUGGAAUUUUCCCUUGAGAAGACAUUCAAUCGAGUGUAGAAUGAUGCCUUGAGUCCAAAUCGGA
Molecule: messenger RNA, 891 nt
Organism: Truncatella angustata
Lineage: Eukaryota; Fungi; Ascomycota; Sordariomycetes; Amphisphaeriales; Sporocadaceae
Exons: 1
Coding region: 303-755 (150 amino acids)
Source: RefSeq, a predicted model, not a curated record